AUGGAGGACAGCCGCCUCCCCAAGCGCAUGCUGUUAGGAGCGAUGGCGGGGGGCGUGGGAUACCGGGGCGGGCAGGAGAGCGACUGGGUGUCUCGUCUAGGAGAGGACCUCGUGGCCUUCAACAUGGGAGACGAAAAGGAAGGGGGGAAAUGGAAAGAGAGCGCCAAGGACCCGGAGGUGUGGUACAACAAGGUCGAGGACGGGGCGGCAUGGUUCAUGAGGAACAGGCAUAGGCAGGAGGCCGAAGCGUCCGCAAAGCGCCAGGGCGCGAGGGAAGCAGAAGCAGAGAGUACGACUAUCUCAGGACCGAAGAGAAAGAGAACCGGCGAAGCGGCGGUGGGGGGGAAGAAACGGCGACCGGGCACUUCUGUAGAAGCGACUAGGGCGGCCGAGGCAGCGCUUGUGGCGAACUAUGGACCCGGCUGAUGUUGUUGCGCCCUGUUUCCCUCCCUGCUGUAUGCUAUACUCCUUUAUGUAUGUCCUUUGUAUUGCCUUCGGCCCCUGUGCUGUGUUUCUCUUUUUCAUGACCUCCCUGCCUACUCUGCUGUGUUGGGUACCUUGAUCUCGCUUUGCUGUUGCCUUUGUUUUUGUACGUCUGGCUGUCUGCCCAUCUGCCUCCUCUUUGCCCUGUUUGCUCCGUUACUCCCAUGCCCUGGUGCGUGGUGCCUGGUGCUGGUACGUUACCCUUUGAUUUUUUCUUUGGGCGGGUAUGGGAAGCGUCCUCCUUCAUUUCUGUUUUUGUUUUAUUUUGAUCGGUGUCCGAGGGCUCUUUUCUCGAACGGUCGCUGCGAUAUAUGUUCUUCU
Ectocarpus sp. CCAP 1310/34 is the source of this 804-nucleotide messenger RNA. Lineage: Eukaryota; Phaeophyceae; Ectocarpales; Ectocarpaceae. The record is from the annotation of a GenBank genome assembly.